AUGAACAAAAACGGAACAGCUAAAAUGAAUGAUAAUCAAAUAAGAGCCGAAGGUAGAAGGUUAUUUAAACGCUAUAACAUUCCUGAUGGUGUUAAUCCUAAAACUCGUAGAAGUUAUUUAAAUGAAGCCAUAGAUGCAUAUGAAGGAUUUGACAUUUCAUCAGAAAGUGAGAGGUUAGCAAGAAUGUUAAACGUUAAUAUUGAUUUCUAUUAUUGUGACCCUCAACCAGAAGACGUAGACAUUAACAAGGUAGACUUUCCAUUAGUGGAAACAAUAAUGAUAGAUCCAGAAUUUGAAACAGUAAAUAUUUUAUUAACACAGAGUCCAUGUGGAAAACUUCACGCUGACAGAAUAACAGACGUUGAAGCACUCACAGGAUAUAAAGUUUGCCCCUUUUGCAAAGAAGAAGUAUAUUCUAUCCGUGAUGAUCCAGAAAGGAAAAACCAAAGAAGAUUUUUAAAACAUUGUGAGAAAUGUAAAGAAAAUAAUGGAAGAUUAAUUCAAGACGUACAAUUGCAAAACACACAACAACCAUAUGCACCACAUAUCACGAAACAGAAGAUAUAUCAAUGGCUAUUAGCACAUAAUUUGCAGGAAUAUUAUAAACCAACAAGAUAUUAUAUUACUUUUGACUUCGAAACAUUAGAGACUAAAGAAGAACUUCAACUUUCUGAGUGUGCAACUUUGAACGCUUACUUAAAACCAUUUAUGGUAUCAUCAACGGUUAAAUUAAACGAUAAAACAUUUACGAGGAAUUUUUGCUUAACAUCAAGUGAUUCGUUCAUCUCUGAUUGGAUUGAAUUUUUAUUUUCAACCUGUUCAUUAGUUGCUAAAUCAAAUAUUGAACAAUAUGAAGAAUUAUUGAAGUCCCAUACAUUAAUGAGAAACAAAAGGGAGCAAUGA
This is a messenger RNA of Trichomonas vaginalis G3, 903 nucleotides long. RefSeq lists its product as uncharacterized. The transcript has a single exon. The record is from RefSeq and is a predicted model, not a curated record. Lineage: Eukaryota; Parabasalia; Trichomonadida; Trichomonadidae. Bases 1 to 903 code for a protein of 300 amino acids.